AUGACUGUUUGUGCUGUGAAAUCAUGUAAAAAUUACUCUUGGAAAAAAGAUAAGGAUAAGGACAUCACUUUUCAUAAAUUUCCAACUGAUCCCGUAAUUUCAAGUCGUUGGACUGAAAUAAUAAGGCGGGCUCGAAAGGAAUCCUGGUGGAAGCCUAAAGAAAGGACGUGUAUAUGUUCAGCUCACUUUCAUGUCAAGGACAUUUACACAACAAAGAGUGGACGUCGUAGAAUUCGCUCAGGGGCUGUGCCUGCAAAGGAUUUAUACAUAUCUUCAAUAAUCUCUAAUGAUGACGAAACAGAGACGCAAAACGAAGAUUCAAAUUUAGAGGUUAAUUCGGAAGAACUUGUAGAAAAGAACCUGAAUGAACCUGUAAGUAAAACCGGUUAUAUCUGUUAUAUUAUUCUAUAUUGUAACACCAACCACAAUGGCUAA
This is a messenger RNA of Parnassius mnemosyne (clouded apollo), 435 nucleotides long. NCBI's taxonomy places the organism in Eukaryota, Metazoa, Arthropoda, Insecta, Lepidoptera, Papilionidae. The record is from the annotation of a GenBank genome assembly.